Eptesicus fuscus (big brown bat) is the source of this 2718-nucleotide messenger RNA. RefSeq names its product GRAM domain containing 2B (gene GRAMD2B). Bases 197 to 1552 code for a protein of 451 amino acids. The record is from RefSeq and is a predicted model, not a curated record. Lineage: Eukaryota; Metazoa; Chordata; Mammalia; Chiroptera; Vespertilionidae. The transcript is spliced from 15 exons.
CGGCCGCUCGAACGUGUCCAGGUUGGCGGCCGGCAGCCCGGGCCCGGCCUGGAUGCGCGCGGGGCGGCGGGCGCGGGGGAGGCGCGGGGCGGCGCGCUGGGCCUGCGCCCCCGAGGGCGGCAGCCGCGGGGAGGAGGACCCGGAGGCGGGACGGAGGCGCGCGGAGGUCUGAAGGUGCCCUCCGGACGCGGCCCCGAUGACCGAGCUACAGCAAGAUGUGGACGACGCCAAGGCUGCCAAAGGGCUCGGGAAGAGGGAGAGCAAAGUGGGCUCAGCCCACUCAGAGGCUGAGAAUGGUGUGGAGGAGAAAAAGAAGGUCUGCAGGUCGCCCACAGCCCAGUCUCCCGCCCCGUCCAGCGAGGCCGAGUCCCCAGACCCGAAGAGAGCCAUCUGCCUGCGGUCAAAAUCCAGUUUCGAUGGUGUCUCUUUAGCGAGUGAUAAGAACGACUGCAAAACAGAAAGCAAAAAUGACUCUAAGAUUGAGAGGAAAAAGUCUUCGUCUUCCAGCCAGUACAAGGCAAAUUUGCACUUCCACAAGCUGUUUCUUGAAGUCCCGACUGAAGAACCACUGAGGCAAAGCUUUACCUGUGCUCUGCAGAAAGAAAUUUUAUACCAAGGGAAGCUCUUUGUAUCAGAAAACUGGAUUUGCUUUCAUUCCAAGGUCUUUGGAAAAGACACUAAGAUCUCUAUUCCGGCUUUCUCCGUAACCCUGAUAAAGAAAACCAAAACUGCCCUUCUGGUGCCAAAUGCCCUGAUUAUAGCGACGGUCACAGACAGGUACAUAUUUGUCUCCCUCCUCUCCAGAGAUUCCACUUAUAAACUACUCAAAUCCGUGUGUGGACACUUAGAUAAUACAAGUGUUGGUAACAGUCCCAACCCGUCUUCUCUUGAAAACAGUUUCCGGGCAGACCGCUUCCGGGCAGACCGCCCUUCAUCUCUGCCUCUGGAUUUCAAUGACGAGUUCUCAGAUCUGGAUGGAGUGGUUCAACAAAGGAGGCAAGACCUGGGAGGCUACAGCAGCUCCGGCUCGCAGACACCCGAGUCCGAGAACUCCAGAGAUUUCCACGUGUCGGAAUCCCAGACAGUCCUCAGUGUCUCCAAGGGAGAAGCAAAGCCAACGAGGGCAGAUGCCCAGCUGAACAGAGCACCUGAAGGCAAAGCCAAGAGUCUCCCUGCACACGGUCAGUCAGAAUCCAUUGGAAUCUUACACAAAGUGAAGUCUCAGAAUCGUCCGACUCUCCGCCAUAUUCUUAUAUUCUAUGCAGUUGUUGUCUGUGCGCUAAUCCUCUCGACCUUCUACAUGAGAUACAGAAUUAACACCCUGGAGGAGCAGCUGGGGUCACUGACCUCCAUGAUGGACACCCAUCAUGCUGAACAGGCCGCGCCGUCCAGCCUGGGGUCACAGGUGCAGUUAAACGCAGAGGUCCUCUGCCGAGAGCUCACCGCGAACAUCGUGAAACUGGAAAAGGAGACAAGGCCAGGACGUCGGCAGGCCUGGAAUCGGAAGCAGAUACAGAACAACUUACAGAAAUUGCUUGAGAAUGGCGACUGACAGACCGGACUGCUUGGGCCAACGUGAUACCUCGCGCUUCCCUUUGAAGAAGGUGCUCCGUAGGCGCCCGGCGAGCGCUCCCUGCUGGCCGGAGGAGCGAGCGGAGAGGCACCCCGCCACGGUCGCACUUGGAGGUCUCCAGCUCAGGAAAGGGGGGGAGGGGGAAUAAUCCUGGUUCCUGUGCAAUAAAAGUUGACCUUGACUCUCUGAGGAAGUGUUCCGUGUUGCUGCCUGAAGGAGCCAGCCCCAUCUCGGGAGGACCUGGUGGACACUCUUAAACGACUGUGGUUCGGUGGCCAUCGUGACUGUGUCAGCAAACACUCCACAACGUGCCUUGUCAGUCCCUCCCACCCUCUGCACCGCAGCCUUCCAGCUGAGGGAUAGAUCAUGUGCCAACAGCCCAGAGGCGGCCCUCUGAAGAUUUAGCCAUAACUCUCCGGGAGGCCAUAAGGAGCUCUAAUGGACAGGCUUGCUUCAAAGAAAUGACCCCAGCAUUUUGUCUUUUUUUUUUUUUCUUCUACUCUUAUGUUCUGGUUUAAAUCAUCUGUGUAUCUUAACUUCUCAAUUGAAUACUGGCAAAAAUAUUGGGCAAAGCAAAUAAACCAUCCCGUUUACAUUUCUGUUUUGUCCCUCUAAUGUGUAAUUGAACUGAUUCUCACCCGCCCCAAGUCAAGAAUCUGUGAGACCUGGGACUGAAGUACUAAAUAAACUUACUCGAAACCAAAACUAAUCUUUAAACCAAAAAAUAUAAUGUGAUUUGAUACACGAUGAAAAACAUGGAAAUUUUAAGAUUAUAGGUGGACUAUGUUACUUUUGAAAAAAGGAUGUCUGUAUUGAAUGUUGAAACCCAUUUCAGCAUAGCGACAGCAUGCUUUUGUGCUUUUGCUGACUAAGGUAAAGAAAUAACCGGUGGUUUGAUAACUUCUAUUUACCAUAGGGUUGCCUGGUUUUUAUUAAUAAUUAUUUAGGUACCGUAAGAUCUGUAAUAUGAAAGGUAUUCCGUUUCUGUCUGCAAUGCAUUUUAUAAUCAUUUCUAUGAAAUGUAUUUUAUUUAAUCAGAUAAGCUAAUAAGUGAAUUGGUUACAUCAUUUGUGUCUGUUAGCCUACUGGACAAGAAUUGUGCCUGGUGCACCCUGGCUUUUAAUAAAUACUCAUUGGUGAAAACA